Messenger RNA from Pseudozyma flocculosa PF-1, 1677 nucleotides. RefSeq lists its product as uncharacterized. The transcript has a single exon. The coding region runs from base 1 to 1677 and encodes 558 amino acids. Lineage: Eukaryota; Fungi; Basidiomycota; Ustilaginomycetes; Ustilaginales; Ustilaginaceae. The record is from RefSeq and is a predicted model, not a curated record.
AUGCCGCCCGAAGCCGCUGCUACAAAGGCAGCUGGAACAGCGCCCAAGGCCGGCGGCGGCGGCGGCGGCAGCAAGGGCGGCAAGGGAUCUGGCGCUCCGGCGGCAAAGGCGGCCAAGGCACCGGCCUGGGUGCUGCCGCGCUCCGUCCCGCAGCCCGAGCACAACCACACCCUCUCGCACCUGCUCCAGGUGGCAAACUACUUUUCCUUCCUCGCCUCCCUCUACCGCGCGGCCCCUUCGAACCCUUCCGCCCCGUCCACGACCACCGGACAGCCCUCAGCUCCAUCGCGUGCCGAUAUCGAGGCAGAGCGGCAGCGCCGGCGGAAGGAGACGCUGCAGUCGCUCUCGUCGCGCUACACCCGGGAUACGCUCAGCCUGUCGCGUAAAGCGGUGCUCCGGCUCGACGUAGGCGUCAAGAGGGGCCUGUGCCGCUGCGGCAUGGCCAGGAUGGGCGGAGGCUGGAAGGCCAAGCGCAACGGGCCGCACGGAAAGGUGCUCGUCCAGCGGUGCCCAUGCGGCGGCAGGAAGAGAUGGCCCGCCUCGAGGGCUUGGCCCGAUACCGCGCUGCCAGUACUGACGGCUGCGACGACGGUCGAGCAGGGCGCAGCUCAAGGCGUCUCCGGAGCUGGCAGAGUCGACAGCGGCAAGGGAACACAAAAGGAGGCGGCCAGCGAGGUCAUGGCCAUGGCCGGACCUUCGCAGUCCGCGGUCGCAGCCGCGGUUGCUCCCGGAGGACAACCUGCCAAGCGGAAAGCGCCUCCUUCUGCCAUCGACCAACCCGCCUCCAAGAAGGCGAAGAGCAGCAAGCCUCCAAAGGUCCGACAGCUCAGGCUCGACGUCGUCACCACCGAUGCAGGCCACAAGGAGCUCGGCGCCAGCGCGGCCGAUCCUGUCGGCGACCAGAGGAAAAAGUCGGCGCUGCGCAGGGCGGCCGAAGCGCCCAUCCAGCCUCGCCGGUCCCUAUCGCAGCGACAGCGUCGCAAGCAGAGCAAGCUGCGCGACCGGGAACUCCGCAAUCUGGCCAGGCUCGAGGAGAAGAUGGAUGAAUGGGUGGAGCGGAGGGUGGAGAGGGAAAAUCUUGGGUUUCCCAGGAGGGUGCGGAUGGAUCCAGGGUCUCUACAAGAGCUUCGAACGAGGCGGCAAAUGCGCAUCGAAGCACAUGCGAGGCCAAAGGGAAAGAGCCGCAAGGAGAGGAAGGUGGAGAGGGCGGCUAGGAUCGCCCAGAGGGACGCCCGGAGAGCCGCUGCUGCACAGAAGGCGAAGCAAGCACAGCCGCCUCCGAUCGUUUGCAAGGCGGAGCCAUCUGAUGCCGGUACAGACGCUGUCGCCACCUCGUCCGCACCGUCGGCAGCUCCCCGUCGGCCCAACGUGGUGCGGUACGCCGAUAGGAUCGAGGGAAGCGGCUGGGAUCGGCCCAUCGUCGCGCUCGAAGAGGCAGCCGCGCGCGCCCACGAGCAGCCCCCAGCUCAGGCUUCGACGGUAUCGCAGCCUGCUCCGGCGGCCCCACCGCGGCAGCAGCAGCAGCAACCACCACAAGGCCAGGACGGCGCCGUCGACGAGGACGCGCGGUACGCAGUGCACGCGGCGCACUAUUACGGCGCGGCGACGAGGAUGCGCGGCAACCACGUUGUCGUCCACGGCGUGGGCAAGGGUGGUCUCCUCGGGCCGAACCAGUAG